AUGAACACCCGCGACGGGCGCUCCGCGAUCUUUUCCAACCGCCCCGAUCAACACGCAAGUCACAACAGUCAUUAUGAAACCGCCCUCACAACUUUACAAAACAACCAAGCGCUAGUGUACUUCUUUGUUGCGCUCAUCUCGAUUCCAAUCUUUCUUGGAUACCUCGGACUUGUUCCCAUAUCGCUAUUCCAGCUCCCCUGGGAACUCUUUGUCUAUUUUACACCCUCUCGAAUUGUAGUCACUUUGGAUCCUCGAACAUCUACCUCCGACCCUAACUCCCUAGCCUCGUUGCCUUUGUCCUCCCAGGAUAAAAGUGACGCGAUGAAACGGAUUCUUGGCUUAGACAACAACCCCUUCUUCUCCCGGUCAAGAUCACUCUCCAUCUUCGGAAAUGCGCUGCUAGGAAACACCAAAGGAGUCACACCCCCAGGGCUCGGAAACUGGAAUAACUCAUGUUUUCAGAACAGCAUAAUACAGGGAUUGGCUUCUUUAAAAUAUCUUUCUGAGUUUCUGGGACACAACGUGGACAAUCUCUCGGGUAAGGCUUCCGUCUCGACGCACAGGGCACUACUAGACCUCAUCGACCGUCUGAAUAGCGCCCCCAAAAGUGGAACCAAGCUGUGGAUCUCUGGGCCGCUCAAGUCCAUGAGUAGCUGGCAACAGCAAGAUGCGCAAGAGUAUUUUUCCAAGUUGCUCAAUCAAAUUGACCACGAGGCCGAGCUAUGCUCACGUGGAGAGACUUUGAACAUGGGAUUGAAAAUUGCAGGACCCGAUGAAAACAUUUUUCGAGACAGUGACUGUGACGACCCGGUGACACCCGGUGAACCCGAAUCGCUUCCAUCGACAGAUAAGCUUUAUCUUGAUAGGGUUUCAUCUUGUAAUCCUCUUGAAGGUCUACUUGCUCAACGGGUUGGGUGCAUGGAAUGCGGAUGGAGCGAGGGGCUUUCGUUGAUACCUUUCAAUUGCCUCACAGUUCCUCUGGGCAAAAGAUCUUCGUAUGAUGUUCGCGAAUGUUUGGACCAUUACAUGACCCUUGAGCCUAUUGAAGGCGUGGAAUGCUCGAAGUGCACGCUGUUGCAUCGACAGGAGCAGCUUGUCAAUUUGAUCAAGGGAUUCGAAGCCGAUGAUAGUCGGUCAGACAGCUCCGACGAACCUCAACCAUUUGAUGCUGUGAAACUGUCAGCCUACUCGCGGUUAGAGGCUGUCAAGACAGCUUUGGAUGGCAAUGAUUUCAGCGAAAAUACCUUGGCAAGUAAGUGCCAUAUCAAUUCAAAGAACCGAAUCUCAACCACAAAAUCUCGACAAGCUGUCAUAGCGCGGGCUCCCCGCUGUCUUGCCAUCCACAUCAACCGCAGUGUUUUCGACGAGUACACUGGGACGUUGGAGAAGAAUCUCGCAGCAGUCUCCUUUCCUCAAAUGAUCGAUUUGAACAAUUGGUGUCUUGGCACCCAAGCUCCCAACGAAUCUGGCGACAAUUCCGAGCAUUGGGAAACAAACCCCUCGCGGUCCAUGCUUCCGCAACCUGGGGAAUUAAUUCAUGUCCCUAGCAGACAAUAUCAAUUACGCGCAAUCAUCACCCAUUACGGUCGACAUGAGAAUGGGCACUAUAUUUGCUAUCGUAAGUAUCCGACAUCGGAAUUCACAGCCCCUGCACCGGACGAAAUCCUUCAAGCUGAGGGUGAUGAGGACAAGCCCGAACGUUGGUGGCGCCUCAGCGACGAUGACGUGCAGAUGGUUAGUGAGGGCCAUGUGAUGGCCCAAGGAGGUGCUUUUAUGCUGUUCUACGAAGCUAUGGAUGAUUCCUUCUCGCCGUGCUCGACUCGAUCUGCAACUCCAGAAAAUGACUUACACGACAGAUGCGCAGAGUCUAUUCGGGUUGGAAGUGAAGACUCAUGCAACCUAGCUAUGCCAAAUACCAUUUCAGCUCCAUCCACUGUCACCGACUUCGAAUCUACCACCUCCCGUGAAACCAGCAUCUCGUUGCCGAUGGAUGACUUCCUUCCUGUCGACCAGCCUUUGAAGAUCUCAACCGUGAUUGACACUGAUGCUGAACGGAAUGAUAAACUUGACUCACUCUCUACUAUCAUUGCAUGA
Molecule: messenger RNA, 2094 nt
Organism: Penicillium digitatum Pd1
Lineage: Eukaryota; Fungi; Ascomycota; Eurotiomycetes; Eurotiales; Aspergillaceae
Product: ubiquitin-specific protease UBP1
Biological process (GO): protein deubiquitination
Cellular component (GO): nucleus; cytosol
Molecular function (GO): cysteine-type deubiquitinase activity
Source: RefSeq, a predicted model, not a curated record